AUGGGUAUUGAUGACAUUCCAUAUCAUCAUGAUAAGUCAAUGAAUCAAUCUUACCUUGAAUCAGUAAUUGAGAAGCAUUUCUAUUCUUCAAAUGCUAAUGGAAGUGAUAGUGAUAUAAUCGAAGCAUUCUUACCAUCUUUAUCGAUUUCUAGUCAGUCUUCAGCUGUGGAACAACAACAGCAACAAUGUAUCCCCUUCACUUACAAACUUUCAGAAUAUCAAAAUCAUUAUGCAGCUAUGGAAUCAUCGAUUCAGAUGAAUAAUUCUCCCCUUGUGAAUGGAGUAAACCCAUCGGUAUACCGCCAGUCGGACGAUUACGAUGCAUACAGUUAUGUCAGUGGCAAUGAGAAUAGCGGCAUUUAUCAUACACAUACAAGUACUCCAGAAUUUCUGAACCAGUCUAUGUGCAAAGAAAGAAAUGACGAACAUCACCUUAUUGCUUCAUCUUUCAAUACUGGAAAACCAUCAUUAACAACGCCACUUAAAACAAGUAGAACAAUGAAUGAUAAUCAAUCAUAUUAUCUUCCUUCAAUGUACACCCAAAAAUCCCCUAAUAUUUAUAAUCAGAAUCCCAAAAAUUCAAAACUUCGUCGUCAUUCAAGUAAAUUGAGUUCCAUUGUUCGUAAGGAACAUCAACGUGAACAAGAUAAGAAUCGUACUAGAACACUGAAUGUUGCAUUUUGUUGUCUGCGAUCAUGUCUGCCUGAAAUACCAAAGGAUACUAAGCUUACAAAGAUCAGAACACUUCGUUAUGCAAUCACAUAUAUCCGUCAGUUGAUGGAUAUACUUCAGGAGACUGAUCCAGUUCCCAGUGCAACAGCUGUAACGUUGGAUGCCACACCCAAUUCGUUGAAAAUGGAGCCUGAAUACGAUCAAUCAUCAAUGAGGGAUAGUGGAUACCUUAGUUUUUUGGAUAGAUAA
Molecule: messenger RNA, 921 nt
Organism: Heterobilharzia americana
Lineage: Eukaryota; Metazoa; Platyhelminthes; Trematoda; Strigeidida; Schistosomatidae
Source: the annotation of a GenBank genome assembly